This is a messenger RNA of Penicillium atrosanguineum, 1953 nucleotides long. RefSeq lists its product as uncharacterized. Lineage: Eukaryota; Fungi; Ascomycota; Eurotiomycetes; Eurotiales; Aspergillaceae. The record is from RefSeq and is a predicted model, not a curated record. The transcript has a single exon. The coding region runs from base 1 to 1953 and encodes 650 amino acids.
AUGGCUAUCCCGUCCGCUUUCGAUGCGCUGAAAUCGCAUCUUAUCAAGGUCCAGGAGGACCCGUCAACUUCCUUGGACGUCACCCUCAUAGAUCGGUUGAAGCUCCAGCUUGUUGAAUCCACCAACCCUGUUGUCCCCGCCACGCUCUUAUCGCAGAUAUCAGCUCUGUUGCCAUCGCUGCAAGAGGACCCUGAGCCACUCACUACUCUCGCCAUUAAGGCUACAACCUACUUCAGCUUCACAGACCUUCGCGCCGUUGAACCUCCGAUUAAUCUCGUUGCUGGCUUCAAAGCUCCAUCCCCACCUAUCAACCUUCUUGCUCUGUCAUUGCUGGCCAAGGCAGGCCAGGCUUCCAGUGAUGCAGCCAUUGUCGCGGGGGAUCCGGGACUGGUCGCUUCCCUCGUGGAGCUGUGGCUGUCUACCUCUUCGACGGCAGUUGCACAGGCGGCUUUCGAUGCGCUGUGGGCUUUGCUAGAUGUUGACUUGGCUAGUCCCCUCGAAAAAGGCGAGUACGAACAAACAAGUGAAGAUGGACAUGCUGGGCAAGGUCUCAUGUGGAGGAGGCUGUUUACAGACAAAGAUGUCUAUGGAGUCCUGUUUGCUUUGUGUAGUCUCCAGAAAGAUGCACCAGGCGAAUUGUCCAAGCGCGAACGGACGGUGGCCCAAGGAAGACUGAUGGGAUUUCUGGUGAAAGCAGGCCGCUUACGCUGGGAUAUCAUUUCUAAAUCGCACGUGUCUGAGAUUGAGAUGAAGUAUCAAAGCAAGAGUCUCCUGCAUUUCGCCGCCUGCCAAAUGAUCGACCAGAGUGAUGUGUUGAUGCACAUGACGCUUCUAGGUUUCUUCCGAGAUCUGUUGGAAAUUGACGCACCUGGCCUUGCUGCCCGAAGCUAUGUGCAAUCUACAUCGACCUUCUCAUCUCCUGCUCUCGACUUCCUCAUCUCGGAGAAGCUGCAUUCGAACGUACUUGAAUACUAUCUCAAUGAGUCCAAGCUCGACUCCGUGGACCUUGUUUACCUCUCUGGUCCAAUCAUGGCUUAUAUGGCAAAGUAUGCCGAGUCUUAUCCCAACCACUUCCUCCAGAAUUCUCCUACCGUUCUUGAGGGAAUUAUCUCGCGCAUCUCGCGUGCAGUUGCUAUUCCCUCAAUCCAAUGGGCACAUGGAGAGGUUCCCACUGGGCACCUGGCAAUUUUGGCUUCCCUACCACGCGUCCUCCUUGUUGAAGCUGGCAAGAAUGGAUCAAACCCCCUCUUGAGCAUCCCCACAACCCCCCCGAAUGAAGAAGCCCUAAAUGCCCUGGGUCGGGUUUUCCAUGGACCAGCACGGACACAUGUCUCAGAUUCCAUGGACCUGGAUAGUUCUGGCCAAACCCCAACAGAUUGGCAUCAUGAAGCCGCAGCAGCACGCAUGCUCUACUUCCAAUAUCUUAAUAACCACCCUACCUUCUGGACUGACGUUGUUGCCGCCGCAGAUCUCCUAGCGAUGAAGGAGGUCGCUUUGGCGGCGCUGAACUUCAUCAGGGCCAUUGUUAUGGCAAAGUGGCAGCCGUUGCCCCCAGCUUCGCAUGUUUCUCGCACACCAUCUCGGUUCCAGCUGCCAUCGGAAGAGAGCUUGGGUCAAUUUUCUCCGGCUAUGAAUGGCCUGCUCCCUCUUUCUGGACCAUGGGCUGUUCUCACCCCACCGGCUCUUACAACUCUCCUGCCUUAUCUGUUCAAACCGCCCCGGUCAUACUCGGAAUUUGUAAGUGGUGGUGCAGGCGAUACCCAGAGCAUUGUCUGGAAGGUAGCCACUGCGAAACAUGAUGUUCUUGAGCUUCUCAGUCAUCGACUUCAGCAAAUCGGGGGCCAGAUGGAAGGGCUUGAGGACAUUUUGCGAACUCUGCAGCAGCGGGUCGAUGAGGGCCCUUGGGGACCUGUGCAGCCAAGGAAUGCCGAGAUCGAGACGGUUGGACUUUAA